GUAUAGUAUGUCUGGGUGUAGUAUGUCUGGGUGUAGCACAUUGGUAAUGAGUUCUAUUUAGCGUGUUAGCAAAAAAUUAUGUUAUCAUGUGUCGCCCUCUCCUGGCCAAUCACACAUACUACAUGGUUUCUCAACCCUCUGGUCUGGUGAGUGACUCCAUCAAAGAUUACAUUAAGGAGGACAUGAGGUCUUGGCCCACACCUAAGGAGUACCAGGCUUGAAAGGCCUGCAGGGGGAGCCAGGACAGCAGGCAACGCCAGCAGAGCAGAUGGUGCCAGGCCAGGAGAUGACGCCAGGCCAGGAGGUGGUGCCAGGGAAGCUGGAGGUGCCUGGGCAGGAGGCUCUGCCCCCAAGGCGAGACGGGACGCUGGAGCAGAGUAGGGCUCCGCCCCCGGAGCAGGACCGGGCACUGGAGCUGAGGGUGGACCACCCCUCCAGGGGUGACAGUAGGGGCAUGGUGGACCACCCCUCCAGGGGUGACAGUAGGGGCAUGGUGGACCACCCCUCCAGGGGUGACAGUAGGGGCAUGGUGGACCACCCCUCCAAAGGUGACAGUAGGGGCACGGUAAUUACAGAGGGCUCUCUAUACAGUAAACUGUAUGUGUGCAAUGGGGCCAGGCUGGACUCUGGGCGGGCGACAGCGGGCCAGGCUGGACUCUGGGCGGGCGACAGCGGGCCAGGCUGGACUCUGGGCGGGCGACAGCGGGCCAGGCUGGACUCUGGGCGGGCGACAGCGGGCCAGGCUGGACUCUGGGCGGGCGACAGCGGGCCAGGCUGGACUCUGGGCGGGCGACAGCGGGCCAGGCUGGACUCUGGGCGGGCGACAGCGGGCCAGGCUGGACUCUGGGAGACUGAGGGCCUCAGAUCAGGGUUUGGGUGUCUACCCGCUACUUCCUUUCUUUGGGUUGAUUAUUCUGUAAUGGCUGCGUAGGCUAGAAAUUAGGCGCAGGAGGCACAGAGACUCUCAAAGAGGUACGUUUUUAUCUAAAUAAUCUUGAAGAAGAAGAAGAAGAAGAAGAACAACAACAACAACCUACAGUGUCUAAGGACAAACAAUUACCGACAGGGGCUUGGAGGAGAAGACCACUAAAUACACAGGUAAACAAGGAAAUGGGACACAUGGUGGGUAGAAACUCAGGUGUGACUGAUGGAACCAAUUAUCUGAGGGAAGACAGGAAGGGGGGACCAAAUAAGGACAUGACAAAACCAAAACUAAAACACGGACUGGAAUGAUCCCUACGAUCGUUACAAUCACUGAUGUCAGAUAUUCUGGAGGAUUCUAAAUGAGGGUUUUGCAGAAAAGCAUGUUGUUCUAUUAUUACAUACAGUACACUGAACUUAAACUCUACAUUUUCGAGUAAAAUCCAAGCUGUGUCCCAAAAUGUUCACUAGAGAUAGAACAAAGAGCCAGUGAUAUACUGCAUCCAAUAGUUUUAGUAUAGAUGCCACUGUAGGCAUUUUAAUAAGAUUCCAGUAUAAUCCUAAACUGACAUGAAAGAAGCCUGGACAAUGUUAUUUAUAUUAUAAAAUGGUAGGCAUGUUCUAUUUCUGUAAAGUACACUGACCUUGAAUUUGAGAUUGCUUACUAAUUCAGAAACAUGUAUUUUAAAUGACAUCAUCAAGCCAAAAAUAUGAAGAUAAUUGUAAGAGGGAACAUGUUCAAUUAGGGCACCAUAGCUCAUUUUAGCAUCCAAGGCAUUGACAGUAUAAUUGAUCAAAG
Messenger RNA from Esox lucius (northern pike), 1720 nucleotides. RefSeq lists its product as uncharacterized. The record is from RefSeq and is a predicted model, not a curated record. NCBI's taxonomy places the organism in Eukaryota, Metazoa, Chordata, Actinopteri, Esociformes, Esocidae. The transcript is spliced from 3 exons. The coding region runs from base 269 to 931 and encodes 220 amino acids.